GAAGGGUAUCCCGCUGGACGGCGGAUGCACUUUUUCGUGACACGGCACGCUUGGUUCAUUUGCGAGUCGUGUGGACGAAAGGGUGUGGAGCACUAAUGGGUUUUUUGGUGCAAGCACAUAUCGGUAAUUAAAGUUUUCCACAGCCACUCCACAUCUUGAAGAUGUCAUUUUGUUUACCGUUCUGACCAUGGAAAAGGUAGCGGGUGCAAAUGAAGGCGAUCAUUCACCGCUCCUCCUCGGCGACUCUCAUGAGUGCGAUGAUACUCGUCCUUUCGUAAGACACUGUGGGCAAAACAUCAUUCACCAAGCAGUUGCCUUGGUAACCUGGGCAGUCGUUGGACACAGAGAGCCGCUGCCUGAUGACAGCAAAGACAACAUUACCAUUUUCACCCGGAUCCUCGACAGGCUGUUGGAUGGGUACGACAACAGGCUACGUCCCGGGCUCGGAGAGAGCGUGACAGAAGUGAGGACAAACAUCUAUGUGACAAGUUUUGGGCCGGUGUCGGACACAGACAUGGAGUACACCAUUGAUGUCUUCUUCCGUCAAAGCUGGAGGGACGAGAGGCUCAAGUUUGAUGGUCCAAUGCAAGUUUUGCCGCUUAACAACCUGCUGGCCAGUAAGAUCUGGACGCCCGAUACCUUCUUUCACAACGGGAAGAAAUCUGUGGCCCACAACAUGACAACUCCGAACAAACUGCUACGACUAGUUGACAACGGCACGCUUCUCUACACGAUGAGGUUGACCAUCCACGCAGAGUGCCCCAUGCACCUGGAGGACUUCCCGAUGGACGCGCACGCCUGUCCUUUGAAGUUUGGAAGUUAUGCGUACACCAACAACGAGGUGAUCUACCUGUGGACUCAGGGAGACGAGCGAUCUGUCUCUGUGGCAGAGGACGGCUCCAGGCUCAACCAGUAUGACUUACUGGGUCACGUCAUUGGCAAAGAAACCAUCAGUUCCAGCACAGGAGAAUACGUAGUGAUGACGACGUAUUUCCAUUUGAAAAGGAAAAUUGGCUAUUUUGUGAUUCAGACCUACCUUCCGUGCAUCAUGACAGUCAUACUGUCUCAGGUCUCCUUCUGGCUUAACCGGGAAUCGGUUCCAGCCCGCACUGUGUUUGGCGUCACCACGGUCCUAACCAUGACCACUCUGAGCAUCAGUGCUAGAAACUCCCUCCCUAAGGUGGCCUAUGCCACUGCCAUGGACUGGUUCAUGGCAGUGUGCUAUGCCUUUGUCUUCUCUGCCCUGAUAGAGUUUGCGACAGUCAACUACUUCACCAAACGCAGCUGGGCGUGGGAUGGGAAAAGAGAGGGCAUGGAGAUAAGGGAACCGUUUCAGGCUAACAUGGCCAGGAUUAAAGAUAUGAGGAGGGAGUCGGCCACGCUGACUAAAAAGUCCAACAACACCUUCAACAUCGUCGGCACCACCUACGGCAUCAACGUGGCCAAAGACCAGGGCUUGACGACCAUUUCCAAAAGCGCCCCGGGACCGUCGAUCAAACACUCCUUYCUGCACAAAAUGGACGACCCCUACACGGAGGCCAAGAAGUCCUACAACCGCGUCAGCAAAGUGGACAAGAUUUCRCGCAUCAUCUUCCCAGUUCUGUUCUUCAUUUUCAACCUGGGCUACUGGGCUACGUACGUCAACAGAAAGCCCGUGAUCAUGAAGGCAAACAACCUAAACUGAAUUUCACCAAAUGUUGGCUUUCGGGAAGACAGACAGACAGACAGACAGACAGA
Poecilia reticulata (guppy) is the source of this 1737-nucleotide messenger RNA. NCBI's taxonomy places the organism in Eukaryota, Metazoa, Chordata, Actinopteri, Cyprinodontiformes, Poeciliidae. The record is from RefSeq and is a predicted model, not a curated record.